ACCGGAAAGCCCGCGCCGCGUCGCUGGGAAGUCACGCUUGCGCAGUCUGGGCCCCUGGCCGCCGCGCCAGCCUGUCUCCGCGGCUGGGGACCCGGCUGCCUCGGCCCCUCCGCUUGUCGUCUUUUCCGGCAGUUGGGGCGCUUCCUGUUGUCCUCACCGACAACCGCCCCUCGGCCCCCUACCUCAGAGCUCCUUACGCGUCCCCACCCCUCUUCUGGUCGGCUGGCUGCUGCCGCUGGGGUUUCGCCUGUCCGCACGUCGAGUCCGCUGGCUCGGCCGGCGUCUGCGGCUGUCUGCGCCCUCAGCCCUGCCUCCCCCGGGUCUCUGCGGCCAUGGCAAUGACAGGCUCAACACCUUGCUCGUCCAUGAGUAAUCACACAAAGGAAAGGGUGACAAUGACCAAAGUGACACUGGAGAACUUUUAUAGCAACCUUAUUGCUCAACAUGAAGAACGAGAAAUGAGACAAAAGAAGUUAGAAAAAGUGAUGGAAGAAGAGGGCCUAAAAGAUGAAGAGAAACGACUCAGGAGAUCAGCACAUGCUCGGAAGGAAACAGAGUUUCUUCGUUUGAAGCGAACAAGACUUGGAUUGGAAGAUUUUGAGUCCUUAAAAGUAAUAGGCAGAGGAGCAUUUGGUGAGGUGCGGCUUGUUCAGAAGAAAGAUACAGGACAUGUAUAUGCAAUGAAAAUACUCCGUAAAGCAGACAUGCUUGAAAAAGAGCAGGUUGGCCACAUUCGUGCGGAGCGUGACAUUCUAGUGGAGGCAGACAGUUUGUGGGUUGUGAAAAUGUUCUAUAGUUUUCAGGAUAAGCUAAACCUCUACCUAAUCAUGGAGUUCCUGCCUGGAGGGGACAUGAUGACCCUGUUGAUGAAAAAAGAUACCCUGACAGAAGAGGAGACUCAGUUUUAUAUAGCAGAAACUGUCUUAGCCAUAGACUCCAUUCACCAACUUGGAUUCAUCCACAGAGACAUCAAACCCGACAACCUUCUCCUGGACAGCAAGGGCCAUGUGAAACUUUCUGACUUUGGCCUUUGCACAGGACUGAAAAAAGCACAUAGGACAGAAUUUUAUAGGAAUCUGAACCACAGCCUCCCCAGUGAUUUCACUUUUCAGAACAUGAAUUCCAAAAGGAAAGCAGAAACCUGGAAAAGAAAUAGACGUCAGCUAGCCUUCUCCACGGUAGGCACUCCUGACUACAUUGCUCCCGAGGUGUUCAUGCAGACCGGGUACAACAAGCUCUGUGACUGGUGGUCGCUUGGGGUGAUCAUGUAUGAGAUGCUCAUCGGCUACCCACCUUUCUGUUCUGAGACCCCUCAAGAGACGUAUAAGAAGGUGAUGAACUGGAAAGAAACUUUGACUUUUCCUCCAGAAGUUCCUAUUUCUGAGAAAGCCAAGGAUCUAAUUUUGAGAUUCUGCUGUGAAUGGGAACAUAGAAUUGGAGCCCCUGGAGUUGAGGAAAUCAAAAGUAAUCCUUUUUUUGAAGGUGUUGACUGGGAACAUAUCAGAGAGAGACCUGCUGCAAUAUCUAUUGAAAUCAAAAGCAUUGAUGAUACCUCAAAUUUCGAUGAGUUUCCAGAAUCUGAUAUUCUUAAGCCAACAGUGGCAGCAAGUAAUCACCCUGAGACUGACUACAAGAACAAAGAUUGGGUCUUCAUCAAUUACACAUACAAGCGCUUUGAGGGCCUGACUGCAAGGGGAGCAAUACCUUCCUACAUGAAAGCAGCAAAAUAGCUUCCUUGAAAUGGAAUCCUCAAUAGAGCAGAGUUCUCUGUACACCGUCACAGUUUCCUUCUCACAUACUCUUUUGAAAGAGCUUCCAAGAAGUCAGUGGGACCUACCAGUGUGUCGUGGUAAACUCUCCUGAAGUGUGCUAGUAAGUGGAUUCUCUUCCAUAAUGCCUCUGAUGACCUGUAGACAGACAAUUGUGUCUGCUCUAUCAGCCAUAAACAACUAUUCUGCUUCUUAGAAGCAUCAUGAGCCAAUUUGAAGACUUCAGUUUGCCUAAGUUCAUCAGAAUGAAGGGAGAAAACAGCCAUCAUUCAACAUUAUUGAGAUUGUAAUAUACUUAUCAAAUAUCAGCCAAUUCCUGUGAUUUUGUGACCUGCUUUCUGCCAAGCCCACCAAGUAUUUUUUUUUUUUUUCUUUACAGCUGAAAGUUCCAUAGUAUUAAGGAAAUAAAGCAAUGAAGAGAGCUUUGGCAGCCAGCAUUCUGGCUAAAGGAAAUGGUCCACCAUCCUCGGAGUGGGUGGUGAUGGUAGUUUCUCCCCAAACCUCAGCCUUUGGGCAAGCGGCUUUUUAUAGCCUCCAUUCAUGGUGCACUUUAUUUAUGGUACUAGGUUAAAGACCCUCAGUCCAUUUUGAUUUAUCUCCCGUGCAUCUGAAGCACUUAUGCUUCUUUCCUGAGUGUUGACGGGGGGCUACCAGUUUGAUCUGCUGUUGCUCUUAGAAGGCCCAGAAAGCCACUGGGCAUGCCAAGGAGUCCCGGAUCAUAUGGAAAACCCUCACUUUUUCUUCAGGACUGUAUCAAAAAAUUCUUUGAUGGAUGUUGCCGUGGACCAGCAAUACCCACACGUGCUGCCAGCAGGAUCUCUGUUUGUUCCUAGGAACACAGCAAGGAGAGCCCAGGCAGAAGCAGGAAGCCUAGAACCCCCUUGGCUAAGAUGCUGCUCCUGCUCUGUCUCUAGAACCUUCUUGCAAGUAGAGACGGAACCAGCCCAAUACAAAGUGCAGAGCCAGCCUACAAAUCUUGUAAAGUUCACUCCUCAAUCUUUGGUGCAACCAUAUUUGUAUUCUUUCUUGGUAUUUCUCCUCUCCCAAUUUUAAGUAACCAUUUUGCCUUGGAAUCAUGAUUAGAACAUUUUCCUUUGCAGAUGCCUUCCUCGGGGAUGGUCCUCUCCACCCUAAAGGGUCACCUGCAGGCCUGGCUGUUCAGGCCUCUCUGCUGUGGUGCUCUCUCAUGAGAGACUCUCUGAAUUUUAGCACAAAGUGCCUUUUCUUUCACAGCUGUCACCGCCUUUAGAGGACUUUUGCUGCAUCAGAAAAAUGUGGAGGCUCCAUAUUAAUGCAUUAUUACUUUUAAAAUUUUUGAUAAUUCUUAAAGCAUCAUUUGCACCUGUGUGGUAACUUUGCCUGUUGCAGAGUGUCAUGGCCAAGCUACAACUGGGAAACUGCUUUCUGCCAGUCUUGAGGUUGGUAAUAUUUGCUCUGAAAGAAAAGUAUGUCCUAGCUUCGCCAUUCAGGAAGAAAAAAUGGAAUAUCAAAGUUAUAGUAGUAAGUGAAACUGCUUUGGGUUUUAAUGUUUUAGAGGAAGAAAAAAGAAUAUUAGGGAAAUAGUGACUCUGGAUGAGGGUAAUGUGUUUGCCCCUUAUUUCAUUCAUGGUUUGCUAGUGAAAAGGAAGUGAAGUUCUCUUGUGUAACUUUGUAGUUUCUUUGAAUUACCAAAUAGUUGGGCUCUUGACCCCCAUGUGUUUUGCAAGAGUGUGUGGUAAGCAUGGGUGAAGAGAAGCAACAGGAGGGUGAUAGUCUGUGUGUUGGGAAGUGGCAGGGGGUAAUUUGUUUUAGGGGAAAAUGCCCACAUUUUAACUUUUAAACUUCUGAAUAAACUGCGUGAAAACAGUA
Sus scrofa (pig) is the source of this 3617-nucleotide messenger RNA. It is a transcript of the gene STK38, whose product is annotated as serine/threonine kinase 38. Gene Ontology annotation, biological process: peptidyl-serine phosphorylation; intracellular signal transduction. The record is from RefSeq and is a predicted model, not a curated record. NCBI's taxonomy places the organism in Eukaryota, Metazoa, Chordata, Mammalia, Artiodactyla, Suidae. Gene Ontology annotation, molecular function: ATP binding; protein serine/threonine kinase activity.